UGGAAACAGCCUGGGACCUUUGUUCUGAAAUUUCAACCCCUUUUGCCCCCGCUCUCACAAUACCUUCCAUUGCUUUCUACGCAUUUCCAUCACUUAUUUUUAUGCCCCAUGUUGAAAUAAUAAAAAACCAAAGAAUAAGACAAACAUCAAUCAAUUUACUUGAAUGAAUAUGAUCCUGGAAAUGUUACAUUAAAUGACAGGCCCCAGGGGACUGUCAGAAUUUCCUCUGGUGGUUUAAAUUAUUUAUAACUAGCAACAGCUGUGACCUCAUGUGCUCCCGCAUGUCAUGUCUCUUGGGGAAAUGGAGCCUUGUAGCUGAGAAUGUUAUUUCUUUAUACUGUUUCAUUAAGUUUACGAGUUCCCUGCAUUUCUUUCUUGCUGUUUUGUGAAUAUACUUCAUAAUAAAUUGAGAGUUUGCUGUUGCAGAAAGGGUGCAUAUUUCUGCACAAAUUUGAGUGCUUGCAAAUUCCUUCCAGACUGCAGAACAAUAUUGCCAAUAGUUCAAUAUAAAAAUACCUUUGAAUAUCGUUACAGGAUUACGGUGUAUUGACGGUAUAACUAAUAUAAAAGCAAAAUGGAUGACGAAUCUCUGUACGAAGAAUCUCCGUACAUAGUGGUGGAGCCACUUAAUCCAAACGCAAAAAACAAGCCUAUUGUAUGGAUGACAUGGGCUAAGUUGACAAGGUUCAUGACUGAUUUUGGCCACAAAACUUCGAAAAUGCAAGACCCACAGGUUACCUUUCGGGAUGAAUUAAAUAGUCCAAGUAUUAGGAACCGCAAAACCCAGACUGAGGAAAUUGAGAAUAAAAGCGACUCCAGUUGUAUCACAACCUUUCGGGAUAAAUUAAACAGUCUGAGUAUUAGGAACCGCAAAACCCAAACUGUAAAAAUUGAGAGUAAAAGCGACUUCAGUUGCAACACAGAAAUUGGGAAAGAAGACAUGAAAGCAAUGGUAUUGAAAUUGAAUGCAAUGGUUGGUAAGGGAUCUCAUGUAGAUUUGCUAAUGCAAACUAAAGAAGCAGACAGAAGACGACAUAUGGAAAUUUUUAAAUACGAAAUAGAAUUGGUGAAUUGUCAUCAGAGGAACUUACAGAUUUACCUGCGAAAUAUAUCGAGGGAAAUCCCGUCAAGACUACUUAGUUUUGCAUCUAGCUACGCCGACCACAUUCUUGACAUGACAAACAGACUUACAACAGAAGACAAAGCAAAAGUCGCGAGGCAGGAUAAAGUAAUAAUGGCUGAAAACUUCAAAACAGAUCCCCGUUGGAGAUUCACUAAUGAUAUCCCUGUUAGUGUAAGAGACCCAAGGACAAAAGAUUUAGCCUGCAAAAAUACAAGUAUAAAAAUAAAAAAGGAAUUAAAGAAAUCGCCUUCAUCAAGCCGAUUCCCGGAGGAAUCGAGAAACCAUAAUAGCGACCAUGAAUCUGGUUCAAAGCGAAGGAGAUUUGAUAAGGCUGAAUGUGAACGUGUGGAGUCACCAGAAAUGGUAGUAUUGUCAACGGCUGAUAUAACACCUGAAAAUUCUCCUCCUGCAUCACCACGGGCUUCACGAAAGUCCUCGAUGUCUAGUAUGGUUGACAAUAUCUCCUCUACCGUCUCUCACUCUGACACUCUAAGGCGUAGAUUGAGUCUAAUCUCGCCGGUAACACCGCCUACCACUCCCCCCGAUGAAAUUCAGAAUAGCAAUUACCAGUCUGAUGACGAAAGCUCCCACACACCGACAAAACCGUACCCUGCAAAUCUCUCUUCUUCAAAGACGUCUAAAAAAAACACAUCCAAAAAUCGGUCUACAUCCAAUAAAUACCUGACAAAUCUGAAACUACAAAACCGUAAUAGUUAUCGUACCUCCAUUUCUCACAGAAGCUAUAAGGAGUCCAAUACCUCUCAUGCACCACGGAAACCAAGGGGCAUUUCUUUGAGGAAUCGCCAUGCCCAACGAAGUUCAAGAGGCUUGGGACUAAAGUCAAGGCCAAGAAAAGUCCCUCAAUAUCAACAUAGACCGAGAAGUCGAGCAAAUAAGCAAGACUAUCCCAGAAGGGAACGUUCGAAGUCGCACAAUUCAGAAAAUGCAGAAAAAAACGAUAAAACGCCUCCAAUGCUAAGAACUGUUAUAAUUCGAAAAAGGGAGGAGCAAACAUCACAAAGCGACCACUGGUUAGAGCCACCACGGUCUCAUGAUGCAAACUAUCAACCCGUGGAGAAAUUGAAACCUCUCAUGGAAUCGUACGACCUUAGACAAUUACAAUAUGGAGCACAGUCUCCUGAUUAUUACACAGACAAUCAAUAUUUACAGAAUCGGGAAUCUGGAAUGGAACAACUCCGCCAAAUGGAUCUGUAUUAUCCAGAUAGAUAUGAGGAAGGCAAUGACAGACUUGCAAUUGAGUGGCCGGGCUAUGGCGGUUUCAAUGAAUAUUAAUUGCAGAAAUUUCAAUGCCGUUUUGUUGGAAGGUUGCGGCGCUUGCCAGACAAAAAAUGCUAGCAAUUCGUGAACUGUUCUAUGUACAUAAUGUGCUUUUCAUUGCACAUCACAUCGAUAUACAGACUUCGGUAUGUGCACUUUAUUCAUACCUUUUGCUGUGUACAAAGCCGCAUACAAAAUACCGGCACUGCCCAACCAUUUUAUUACUCUCUUGGUAAAUUGGUUAGCAUGAAAUUUAAAGAAGGAUUGAAGUUUCCGCUAGGAGGAAUAAAAGAUUUGUAAACAAGAUUUUUUGUCUUUGAACAUCGGGUAAACCACUGUAGACUCUGCUUGAUAUACGAGUUGAUAAAACUACCGUAACUUAUCUUUAUUUAUAUCAUUUGAUAAAGAGUUCCAGUCUGCUUGCCAGAUAAAAAAAUUUGAGCAGUGAGAAGCGCUCAACUGAAGUAGUAUAAAAAAUCUUCUUGAACUGUUGGUGUUGGUUAUAUGCUGCGUUGGUUGAAAUGACACCAUUUAAAAAAAAAAUUGCAUAAAAAUAAUAAUUCUAAAUCGGUAUGGAUGAAAUGGACGCAAACAAAAUAUAUUAUUUGGUGGUUCAAUAUCACUGGAGUAAACUGGAAAACAACCCAGGGCCGCGCGUAUCAAACUUUCAUGAUCAUGGACCCCAUUCCAAUAACUCCCGCAACACUUGUGUCCUGCCUCAGGCCAGAGAAGGAUAACUUCUGCAAGUGAGUUUAAGAAACCCCAGCCAAUGAAUUUUCAUAUUAAUAAAGAACGUUACUGCUUUUUAGUAUUCAUCAACCGAUACAUGAGCAUCUGUUUAAAAGAUUGUUACAAUUAAGAUGUUGAUUGUUACACGUUAACCCACUAUGGACUUGGUCUGUUCCAAGUUGGACUUGAUGCUAUAUCUCAUACAACAAAGCUUGCUCAUAGUGAGAGGUUACAGUAUGACUGCCUUACAAAUUGCCAAAAAAAAACUUAUUGCCCAGGGAAUAUUUGUAUACAUUUGUGUGACUGGUUGUGUGACAUUGUACAUAAUUUUUUUUUGAAUCAGCAAUUGGGAUUAUCUUUUUAUUUUGUGCCUUUGUUUUUGUGUAUGCAUUUUGAACUGCCCACUUCACAUUAACUAUCAUGACAUACUUUAUUUAACACUUCUGAUUUUUCACAUAAUUUUAAGUUUUACUUCACAAUAUUCUUCAGUGUAAGAGUGCUUUUUUAGUUCAUUUGAGGUUUCUUAGUUUUCAUUGUUCCAGGUUCUAUAGUCUGCCAAUAGCACACACAGUGUUUACAAUUCUCACUUGUUUUCCUUACUCAGAAUUUUAAUACAUACUUAGCAUGCAUACUA
Styela clava is the source of this 3764-nucleotide messenger RNA. RefSeq lists its product as uncharacterized. The record is from RefSeq and is a predicted model, not a curated record. NCBI's taxonomy places the organism in Eukaryota, Metazoa, Chordata, Ascidiacea, Stolidobranchia, Styelidae.